This is a messenger RNA of Aureobasidium pullulans EXF-150, 2056 nucleotides long. Its product is annotated as MFS general substrate transporter. The transcript has a single exon. Gene Ontology annotation, biological process: transmembrane transport; intracellular polyamine homeostasis. Gene Ontology annotation, molecular function: polyamine transmembrane transporter activity. The coding region runs from base 130 to 1833 and encodes 567 amino acids. The record is from RefSeq and is a predicted model, not a curated record. Lineage: Eukaryota; Fungi; Ascomycota; Dothideomycetes; Dothideales; Saccotheciaceae.
CUGCCAUCCACUCCAUCCUUGCAUGUCCAGUCGCGUGAAAACACCUCUGAGCUCGCCAAACUGCCGCCAUAACGUCUACUCGGAGAAAAGCGGUCAUAACGCCGAUACACAAGUCGACUUGCUUCGGCCAUGGGCUCACACAACCAACACUCUGAUGGAGAUGUCAAGUCGACGGAUUCCGACAAACACUCGAUAUCCUCAAUCUCCGUGCCCGAACAACCAGAAGUCGAGUCAAUCUCAACGCCUCUACCGCAAACCGACGGCAUUCACCCACUCCCAAGCCCCGACGAGCAUGAUGCAUCAUCAUUAGAAAAACAAAUCACGCCUUCCAUAACAAGUGAAGACAUCGAUCCAAUAUUCGUACCCAAAGGACAAAGAAGAGGACUGCUAGCCCGCGUGGCCAUCAUCGCCGAAGCUGAGAAUCCCAAACACUACGCUCGCAGGACAAAAUGGUUCAUCACCUUUGUGGUCGCCAUGGCAGGUGCUGGAGCACCGAUGGGUAGCUCAAUUAUUCUCCCUGGACUGUCCAAAAUCGAGCGCGAAUUCAACUCUACAUCCACCGUCACUAAUCUAUCAGUCGCUUUCUACAUGCUUAGCAUGUCUAUUUUCCCGCUCUGGUGGUCUAGCUUCUCCGAGACGCUCGGCAGACGGACUAUUUACCUGGCGUCCUUCUUCCUGUUCCUGGUCUUUAACAUCUUGAGCGCUGUCAGUGUUAACAUCACUAUGUUCAUCAUUAUGCGUGUUCUUUCUGGAGGUGCCGCUGCUUCUGUACAAGCUGUUGGUGCUGGGACCAUCGCCGACGUCUGGGACGUCAACGAGCGAGGCAAUGCGAUGAGUUAUUUCUAUCUCGGACCUUUGAUGGGGCCACUCUUGGCGCCGAUUGUAGGAGGAGCAUUAACACAGGGCCUUGGAUGGAGGAGUACCAUGUGGUUCACGACAAUCUAUGGUGGACUUCUCUGGUUUCUGAUUCUAUUCUUCCUUCCAGAGACUUUGAAGGACACAAAAUCGGUUGCUGCCCUAGCUGAAGCCUCAGAAAAGGACGCCACCACAAGACCAACCCUCUCCAGAACAAGUACACGCCAAAGUGUAGCCCUCAAGUCAAAACGCUACAUUACCAUCCUCCGUCGCUGGUUCGUUGACCCUCUUGCCAUUAUCCUCAACCUACGCAUUCCAGCCGUAGCCCUUGUUGUCUAUUACGCCUCCAUAACUUUCGGCUCCCUCUACGUCCUUAACAUCUCCGUUCAACAAACCUUCGAUUCGGAUCCUUACAACUACUCUACCAUCAUCGUCGGUCUUAUGUACAUUCCCAACUCUCUAGGCUAUUUCCUAGCUUCCCUGCUGGGUGGGAGAUGGAUCGACAAAAUCAUGGCUAGAGAGGCUAAGAAAGCGAACCGCUAUGAUGAACACGGCCACCUUAUCUACCGCCCCGAAGAUCGUCUCCGUGAGAAUGCAUGGUUGGGCGCUUUCAUGUUCCCACUCGCACUCAUAUGGUAUGGCUGGUCCGCUCGCUACCACACUUUCUGGCUCGUCCCCAUGAUCGCCAACUUCUUCUUCGGUAUCGGCUCGAUGCUUAUUUUCGCCGUCGUUACUACAAUGUUGACCGAAUUCAUGCCUAAGAAAGCAUCUCACGGUAUUGCUCUGAACAAUUUCGUGAGGAAUAUCUUUUCUUGCGUGGGUAGUUUGGUUGCUAGUCCAUUGAUUGACUGGUGUGGAGAUGGAUGGCUUUUCACAGUCAUUGGGAUUUGGUGUCUGAUAUCUGGAAUUCUAGUCAUCUGGAGCAUGAGGAGAUUUGGAGAAGGAUGGAGGGUUCGGGCAGCCGAACUUAUGGUUUGAGGGAAGAAAGACCACGCCUCUUUUUCACUCUUUUGCUGUUUUCAAUUGGUUUUCGCAUCUAAGCGUUUCUAGCGAUUUUGCUUUGGAGUCUACGGAAGGUGAUGAUCCUUGUCUCUGGUUUAGCUAUACCACCUUUUUCUCCGGUCUAAUAAUUUCAAAGCAUGAUAAUGCCUUAUGGACAAUGCCUUAUAAAAAACACCUUAUGGACAAUACCGUACGGCGC